Molecule: messenger RNA, 738 nt
Organism: Bolinopsis microptera
Lineage: Eukaryota; Metazoa; Ctenophora; Tentaculata; Lobata; Bolinopsidae
Product: cytosolic iron-sulfur assembly component 2B-like
Exons: 4
Coding region: 12-485 (157 amino acids)
Biological process (GO): iron-sulfur cluster assembly
Cellular component (GO): cytosolic [4Fe-4S] assembly targeting complex
Source: RefSeq, a predicted model, not a curated record
UUAAAAGAAAGAUGAAUGGAGCAGCUUUGCAGAACGCUACACCGACAAUAAAGCAAGCUUCCUCUGAGAGGGAAACUUCGUCUAAAGACUGGGAUGAUGAGAUUUGCGAUGAAGUGGAUGCUAGAGAAAUAUUUGACUUGAUCCGAACGGUUAAAGAUCCAGAACAUCCACAUUCUCUUGAAGAGCUGAAUGUUGUCCAGGAACACCUGAUCACCUGCAACGACACUGAAAACUACAUCGAUAUAAAGUUUACCCCUACUAUUCCUCACUGCAGCAUGGCAACCCUUAUUGGUCUCUCACUGAGAGUGAAACUUCUCCACUCUGUUUCAAACCGGUUUAAAGUGGACGUGAGAGUUACACCAGGAUCACAUCAAAGUGAGGAGGCUAUCAACAAACAACUCGGAGACAAGGAGAGAGUAGCUGCUGCUCUGGAAAAUCCUCAGCUCCUAAAUAUGGUCAAUCAGUGUAUUUGGUCUACAGGCUAAAGGAGUGGUGUGUCACUUAUAGUAGUAGGAUCCUGAAUAGAAUCUUAUAAUCGUUUCUAUCGAUGGUAUCAAGUAGCAAUCCUGUUUGCAGUCAGGUAGACAAAUAUGUGUCCUUCGGAGCGAAAAGGGAACCAGCUAAAAACUUUUAUUCGUGACAGAAUCUGAUGAACCAUGGACAGAAUUACAGUUAAAAUCUUUUCGUGAUUCGUAACAUUAGUAAAGAUAUAAUAGAUUUGAUUUUAUUUAACAUUCA